Messenger RNA from Trichophyton verrucosum HKI 0517, 1077 nucleotides. RefSeq names its product ubiquitin-conjugating enzyme, putative. The record is from RefSeq and is a predicted model, not a curated record. Lineage: Eukaryota; Fungi; Ascomycota; Eurotiomycetes; Onygenales; Arthrodermataceae. Bases 1 to 1077 code for a protein of 358 amino acids. The transcript is spliced from 2 exons.
AUGUCGAGUAGCAAGCUUCCCAGGGUUGCAGCUCUCCGCAGACAGCAACUUCGUCUUGAGUUCGCGAGUAUCAAGGUGUCUCCUCCAGUUGGAGUAUACGUGAGCCUUUCUCCAAGUGAUCCAGCCCUAUGGUCUGGUGUACUGUUUGUUCAGAAAGGUACAAUGCGCUUGUUCCAAGCUAGGCUACCUACCAUAAUUUCGAGUCUAAGCAGCGUAAUAGGUCCCUAUGCAUCGGCCAUUCUUCGAUUUCAGAUCCGAUUCCCGCCCUUAUAUCCUGACCUCCCACCGCUCGUUACGUUUACUACUCCUAUAUUCCACCCUCUAGUUGUACCUUUGACUACACAGACAUACUCGAACCGGCCGUCUGAUCUUGAUUCUGUAACGGGAACAAUUGAAGAGCAGCUACCGCCUGGUGGGUUUAGCCUACGGCAUGGUUUCCCACAGUGGUUUAUAAAGACCGAACGGAGCAACGUUGGCUCUCUUUCAUCAUCUAGAAGUACAAGUGGUCAAAAACCGGGGAAUAUUGGCGUUCACGUAGAGCAGGACAGCGGCCUGGUAGAGAGUAGUACUGAUGAAAUCAUCAGCCGGAUUUCACCUCUUCCCUGCGACAUACAGGACCCAAAAAAAUCUGGCGUUACUGACGUUACUGCCUUGGAUCUCCUUGAGUAUAUCCGUUCAACAUUUGACGACGAAACUGUUUUGGAUUCAAUUCCACUGGAGGCUACAGGGUGUCCAAAUGCAUGGCAUGCUUGGAGUGCACAUCGUCGUCAUCCACGGACAGGACCAGCAACUGAACGCCGAUCCAGCAAGGAUGCAGGAGUCAGUUCUCCCUCGACACUGGGGCGAACUUUGAGUCCGGACAGUAUACAGAGAAGCAGCCCACAGGCCCGUUCACCCGGCGAGUGGAAUUGGGAAGGUGUCUGGCUAAAGAGAGUUAAGGAGAAUAUUCAUCAUAGCUUUCUCGAAUCGGUACUGUUUGGGAGCUCGUCUCGAGCUGGAAGUUCAGGGGAUGACAUGGUAAGAAUGACCCGUUUCAAAUACGUUUUAGAAUGUCAUUCCCCUUAUGCAUCUACUUAG